GCUUUCUUGUGUGGCGAGGAGAGGCGGCGCCCCACACUGUGUGACAGCCGGGCGGGUGAAGCGGCAGGCGGUCAUACCAGCCGAAGCUAACCGGGAGCGUAGCAGCUUCUUAACCGGACUUUAGACCCACACAUGGCUUCUGUGACGAGCGCGGAGCGACGCGCUUUUGCUUUGAAAAUCAACAGGCAUUCGUCCGCAGAGAUCAGGCGAAACUUCAGCGGGAACUAUGGCUAUUAUCACAGACGGACAAACUCCAAUGCCUCAGCCACAAAUUACCUCACCGUGCCGCAGUCCUAUGAAGCGGUGGAGCCUCUGGACCUGGAGGAGUUCUUGAUGUCACAGCUUCGAAACGGUGACUCCGCCCUGAUGCGGGAACUCGGCGACUUCCCCGACGACGACUUGAAGGUGGAGCAGGUGGAGAAGGAGUGUCGCACCGUCCGGCACGCCGUCCCUCACGACGGGCUGGACUUGGAUCCACACGUGAGAGAUUGCGUCAAGAAUUACACCCAGCCAUGGCUUGUGGCGUCUAGAAGGUGCCAAGGGGAUGGCUGGAGUGCGUAUUCAGAGCGAGCUGGCCUGCACAAGCUCCUUCGGAAACAGACAUUUGAGUCUGAUGUCCAGUCAGUCAAAGAGGAGAAAACGGUCAAGUCUCCAACUCUAGCGGUGCUGAAUGAUGACUCUGGCCGCACGCUGACCUCGUCCGACUUCAACCUGCGCUGUUUGACUCCGGACCAGAGGGUGGUGGGGUUGCUGGCCUUCAGCAGUCACGAGGAGCUGGACCGCUUCAACCAGGAAGCCCGGCAGGGAAACAGAUACCCCGAGCUGUUUGCGCUGUACCCUCCCGCUGAUGAGGAAGACGCAGUGGAGAUUCGACCCGUUCCCGACUGCCCCAAAGAACACACUGGAGACCGCAUCCUGAUCCGAUGCCAGGCCAUCAAGUUUGAGAUUGACAUUGAGCCCAUAUUUGCUACCAUGGCCUUGUAUGACCUGAAAGAGAAGAAAAAGAUAUCAGAGAACUUCUACUGUGACCUGAACUCGGAGCAGUUUAAAAGCUUCCUGAGAUCACACACUCCUCAUGUGGAUCCUUCCUCAUUGGCCAGGUCGGCCAUCUUCUCCAUCACCUACCCUUCCCCGGACAUAUAUCUUGUCAUCAAGAUUGAAAAAGUCCUGCAGCAAGGCGAGAUCAGUGACUGUGCAGAGCCCUACAUGACGAUGAGAGAUUGUGACUCUUCGAAGAACAAGGACAAGCUGGAGAAACUGCGAGGGCAGUCCGAGGCCUUCUGCCAGAGGCUAGGCCGCUACCGCAUGCCCUUCGCCUGGGCAACUGUAAACAUCAUGGAAGUCAUCUCUACAGCCGCCAUUGACCGCGAUGUCACUGAUUCCGACAGCUUAAAAGGUGUGCACUUUUUUGAAACCCACUUCUACUUUUUUCUGUAUCACAUGACCUACACUUGUUUUUCUUCAGGGAAAUCCAGCAGCAUAGACCGUAAAGCCCAGUUGCCACGGAGGAACUCGGAACGUUUCAGCACCGUUGAGGAGCAGCUAUGUAACAUUUCUGCAUUCAAACCAGCCACCAUUACCAUCAGCACCAUCUUUAAACAGGAGGGAGAUCGUUUGAGUGACGAGGACUUGCUCAAAUUCUUGUCCGAGAUUAAGAAAACGUCCACUCCGCAGAGACGAAUCAAGACUAUAUCAGGCUCCAUAAAACUGGACAUGUCUCCACUCCAUGACUUACCUCAGGCCUGUUUGUCCACUGAGCUCAUCCCCCUCAUACCUGUAGCUGAGAAGAACAUUCGCCACGUCAAAGAAGUACUGGAGUUCCCUUCCAGCGAGGUUUAUGUCCCGCAUAACAUUUACAGGAACCUGCUCUAUAUUUACCCUCAGAGGCUGAACUUUGUCAACAGGCUGACGUCAGCACGGAACAUCACCAUCAAAAUGCAGUUUAUGAGCGGAGAAGACCCCAGCAGCGCUCUUCCUAUCAUUUUUGGCAAAUCUAGUGGGCCUGAAUUUGUUCGGGAAAUUUACACUCCUGUUACCUAUCACAACAAAGCCCCAGAUUUCUACGAGGAGGUGAAGCUGGCUCUUCCCGCCCGCCUGACAGAACGACACCACUUGCUCUUCACUUUCUACCACAUUAGUUGCCAGCAGAAACAGAACCAGAGUAAUAGCUGUGAAACACUCAUCGGCUACUCCUGGCUGCCCAUAUGGAUUAAUGACAGACUGAACACAGGCCAGUUCUGUUUACCCAUAGUGUUGGAUCGACUACCUCCUAAUUACUCACUGCACACUGCUGAGAAACUACCUUCUCAAACGCCCCCGGUCAAGUGGAUGGAAAGUCACAAAGGACUCUUCAAUCUCGAGGUCCAGGCUGUGUCCUCUGUGCACACACAGGACAACCACUUGGAGCGCUUCUUCACCCUAUGUCACGCUCUCGAGGGCGGGGCCACAUUCCCGCUGCGCGUCCGAGAGGAGAAGAUCCCUGAGAACAAGCUGGAGCACGAGCUUAAGCUCAGCAUCAUUUCUCUGUCAUCAUCCAGCUUGGAGCCGCUGGUCCUCUUCCUCCACCUGGUGCUGGAUAAUCUUUUCACCCUCAUCAUGCAGCCCAUGGUCAUUGCUGGCCAGACCGCCAACCUGGCCCAGAUAGCCUUUGAGUCCGUGGUGUCCAUCGUCAAUAGUCUCCAUAACAGUCAGGAGCUGAGCAGGGAUCAGCAAGGCCGAAACAGCCUCUUGGCAACUUACCUUUACUGGGUGUUCCGUUUGCCUGACCCCCCUCGAGACAUCCCAAAUGGUACCAGUGGCAUGAUGCCCUCUACUGAGAGCCGUUACAGCACCAUGGGCCGAGCCUCGGCAGCCAGCGUGGGCAACAUGCUUCUGCAGUCCAGAAUCCGCAGCAGCAGCAACCCUGACAUUCCCGCGCCCCAGUUGCCUGCUGAGGACGCUGAGGUCAAGCACAUCCUGGCUGCCAAGGGCCAUAACAUCCCAGGCAGUCGCAUGUCGACAAUAUUGGACACAAACAGCCAUCAGAACUCCACAGGAAGCACCAGGCCCUCCAGCAGAAAGCAGUUUCAUGAAGAGCUUGCCCUCCAGAUGGUGGUCAGCACUGGGGUCUGCAGGGAGAAUGCAUACAAAUAUGCCUGGUUCUUUUUUGAGCUGCUGGUGAAGAGCAUGGCACAGCACGUGUCCGAGCUAGACAGGAACAGCAUCCCGCGCAGAAGCCGCUUCUCGGAUCGAUUUAAAGACGACAUCACUACCAUCGUCUCCGUGGUCACUGCUGAGAUCUGCACCAUCCUUGUUAAGCAGCAGAAGGAGGUGGAGCAAGCAGAGAAAGUCAACAUCAGUCUGGCCUUCUUCCUCUACGACCUGCUGUCUCUCAUGGACCGGGGCUUUGUCUUCCAGCUGGUGAAAAACUACUGCAACCAGAUGUCAGCUAAAAGCGUUUCGAUGCCAACACUGAUCAGCAUGCGUCUGGAGUUCCUGCGAAUCCUGUGCAGUCACGAGCACUACCUCAACCUCAGCCUCUUCUUCAGCAGCCCCGCCUCUGCUCCAUCCUCUCCGUGCCCAUCCAUCUCCUCGCAGAGCUCAGGUUCAUGUAGUUACCAAGAGCAGCAAAGGAUCUUGGCCCUCUUUGAGCUUUCUCAGGACUUCAAGCAGCAGCACUACCUCGCCGGCCUGCUACUGACUGAGCUCAGUGCCGCUCUUGACAUGGAGUCAGAAGGGGGAAAGGUCCAGAAAAAGGCUAUCAACGCCAUCUUCAGCCUGCUAUGUUCUCAUGAUCUUGACCACCGCUGCAUCAAGCCUGAGGUCAGAGCUAAGGUAGCCACCCUCUACCUUCCCCUGGUGGGGAUCAUCAUUGACUCCACCAACUACCUGGAUUUCACCGUGGCAGAUGCACGCGGCACCAAGAACAAAACCGGUGGACUCGAGGAUGACCUUGACAGCGUACCACCCAUCAAUCAAUCUGUUGCCAUGGCGAUUGCUGGCAACCCCUUCAACACGCUGGGGAGGAAUGUUCUUGUUUCCAUGGCAUCCAUGCAGGGGAAGUCGAUAGCCACCCUGGCGGCAGACACCAGCCGCCACCUCCUGGUGUGCUUCCUCUGGGUGAUGAAGAAUGCUGACAGGAGUCUGAUUCAACGCUGGACUGUGGACAUGCCUCCCUCCCAGCUCAACAAGCUGCUGGAGCUCCUCACUAUCUGCUUGUCCUGUUUUGAGUACAGGGGUCACCAAAGCAGCGACAAAGUGAGCACACAGGCCUUACAGAAAUCUCAUCAAGCUAAACUUCAGCUGGAAGAAGCCCUGCUGAGAGGGAUGGGAGCCCGCGGGGAGAUGAUGAAACGAGUCGGAGGAAUGGACAGAGCCAUGGGCCAAAGAGAGAACCUGCGCUGGAGGAAAGAUCUCACCCAGUGGAGACAGACCAAUGACAGACAUGAUAAGACCAAAGCAGAGUUGGACCAAGAGGCUCUGAUCAGUGGAAACUUGGCCACAGAGGCAAACCUCAUAAUUCUGGACCUGCUGGAGACCAUCGUGCAGGCAGUGCCGCUGGCUGAUUGUAAGGACAGCGUGGUUGGCGGGGUGUUGAAGGUGCUACUCCAUUCUCUGACGUGCAACCAGAGCUCUACGUUCCUCUCACACACAUUCAGCACACUGAGGGCGCUUGUUGUCAAGUUUGGCGAGCUUCUUUUCGAAGAGGAGGCCGAGCAGUGCGCAGACCUGUGCCAGAAGGUGCUUCACUACUGCAGCAGCCCCGUGGACGAGAACAGGAGUCAGGCAUGCGCCACCCUCUACCUCAUCAUGAGAUACAGCUACAGCAACGCCAGCAACUUCUCCAGAGUGAAGAUGCAAGUCACCAUGUCUCUGGCAUCCCUGGUGGGCAAGUCCUCCGACUUUCAGGAGGAACACUUGAGACGUUCCCUCCGCACCAUCCUGGCUUACGCAGAGGAGGAUGCUGAGAUGCAGAACACACAGUUGCCCCUACAGGUGGAUGAGCUUCUGAGGAACCUUAACAGCAUUCUGUCGGACACGGUGAAGAUGAGAGAGUUCCAGGAGGAUCCUGAGAUGCUCAUGGACCUUAUGUACAGGAUAGCGAAAGGCUACCAGACAUCUCCCGACCUCCGCCUGACCUGGCUGCAGAACAUGGCGGAAAAGCACAACAACAGGAAGUGUUACACCGAGUCGGCCAUGUGUCUGGUUCACGCCGCCGCCCUGGUGGCUGAGUACCUCAGCAUGCUGGAGGAUCACAAGUACCUGCCCGUAGGCAGUGUCACCUUCCAGAGCAUCUCCCCCAAUGUGCUGGAGGAGUCGGCCGUGUCAGACGACAUCCUGUCCCCAGACGAGGACGGCGUGUGUUCGGGGCGCUACUUUACAGAGAGUGGCCUAGUUGGGUUGCUGGAGCAGGCCUCCGAGCUCUUCAGCAAUGGUGGUCUGUAUGAGGCCGUUAACGAGGUUUACAAGAUAAUCAUACCCAUCCUGGAGGCUCAUAGGGACUUCAGAAAGCUGGCAUCUACUCAUGACAAACUGCAGAGAGCUUUUGAUAACAUCAUUCACAAGGGCCACAAGAGGAUGUUUGGGACCUAUUUCCGUGUUGGUUUUUACGGUGCCAAAUUUGGAGACCUGGAUGAGCGGGAAUUCAUUUACAAGGAGCCCGGCAUCACGCACCUGCCUGAGAUAUCACAUCGGUUGGAGAACUUUUACACUCAGUGUUUCGGAGAGGACGUUUUGGUCAUGAUCAAGGACUCAACUCCUGUGGACAGAAAACAACUCAACCCCGACAAGGCAUACAUCCAGAUAACGUACGUGGAGCCGUACUUUGACGACUACGAGAUGAAAGACCGGCUGACGAAUUUUGAGAAGAACUUCAACCUGCGGCGCUUCAUGUACACCACACCCUUCACCAAGAGCGGGCGUCCACGCGGGGAGCUGCACGAGCAGUACAAGAGAAAAACCAUCCUCACCACCAUGCACGCUUUCCCUUACGUCAAGACCCGCAUCAACAUCAUCCAGAAGGAGGAGUUUGACCUGACUCCUAUUGAGGUGGCCAUAGAGGACAUGCAGAAAAAGACCAGGGAGCUAGCCGUCGCCACACACAGAGAGCAACCUGAUGCCGUGAUGUUACAAAUGUUGCUGCAAGGUUCAGUGGGAGCCACUGUCAACCAGGGGCCAUUGGAAGUGGCCCAGGUCUUCCUCAAUGAGAUCCCGGCGGACCCCAAGCUCUUCCGUCACCACAAUAAACUGCGCCUGUGUUUCAAAGAGUUUAUCAUGAGGUGCGGCGAAGCGGUUGAGAAGAAUAAGCACUUGAUUACGUCGGACCAGAAGGAGUACCAGCAGGAGCUGAAGAAGAACUACAACCGCCUGCGGGAGAACCUCAGGCCAAUGCUGGAGAGGAAGAUUCCUGAGCUCUACAAGCCAAUCAUCAGACCUCGGCUGGAGAACAGGGAUUCCUUCAAGCGUCUGAGUUUCCGCAAAGCUCAGGAGGAAGUCUCCUGAGAUGCUGUCGCAAGCCUGAUAAGCCUGACGACUGGUCUUUUUUUGGAGAGGAAAAACAGGAAUGAAUAAAUUGCCUCACUAUACCCUGAUGGAAGAGUCACAGUUCUCAGCAGGAAAACCAGCAGUGUUAAUAAUAACAAUAUCAAUAAUAAUAAUAAAUGUCUGCUGUUUGUUCAUUCUAAUGAAACAGGUGAGUUGACUUAACUCACUGAGCACUUCUCUGUAAGAUAUUUUAGUUUGUGGUUUUUUUUUUGCAAACAAUGCUGUGAUGCAGACAACCAUCAGGUCCUUGGCUGGAUCAGGACCUUUUUUGUGUGCCAAUAAUGUCGUCAUCCUCUGAGUGUGUUUGUGUAUACCCGAGUGGAUGAGUCACUCACACGUUAUUCUGUUAUGUGCUAAAGGGCUUACUAGAAUUCAAAUCUUAGCAUUAAACUUGCAAUUUAGAUGGGUAAAAAUAGUAAUUAUGUGCUAUGUAAAUUGAGGCUACUUUUUGUUUUUUAAGUAAGAAUUAUUAACUUAUUUUCAGUUACCUGAGAAGUUUGCAUGCUGUGGACAGACUUAUCUGCACUAGGCUCGGUAUUCAAGCUAAAAUAGUGUAAAAAUAUAUGAAUUUUAUUUGUGGAAAUCUAUUUUUAGAUAACAGAAACAUUGAUUUUGAUUUUUUAAAUAAAGCUACAGCCAGGAUUUGUUCUCAUUUGUAUUUACUUCUAGAUAUUCAAUAAGAAAUGGCAAUCAUUUUAAAUUCCCUCUACUUUACUUCAUGUGAAUCAUGUUUACUCCAUUGGUCACAGUACAUUCCAGUAGAUACAUUCUAAAUGGUCCUAUUAUAUAUCAGAGCACAUUACUGAAUGAUGGACGUAUUGUUUUAUACAGCAUGAAAUGUUUUCAUAGAUCACUUUAUGAAAUGAAAUUAUAUUCUUACAAGUAUGCACACAGUUUGUGAGGCAUACCGCUCAAAGUCGGCAUUGAAAUAUUCAGUUGGUGGCAUCAACCAUGACAAACAUGGCAUAACCACUCACUGGACACAACAUUAGGUACACCUGCGUAGCCGCACAAUCAAAUGUUGUAAUUGACACUGAUAUGUUUCUAAUUGUAAUACUUGUAGAGCCCUUGUAUCGGUUCUUAAUAAUUAAUUAUGUAGGUGUAUCUAAGGAUGUGUGUGGUGACCGUACAUAUGUUUCAUCUUUUUUUGUUUGUUUUCAUUUCUAUGUUGUUGCAGCUGUGUUUUCAGCAUGUAAAAUCUUGUAUGUCCUGUACAUAAUACUGGCAAAAGCACCUGAAUAAACUAACAUUGACAUUG
This is a messenger RNA of Dunckerocampus dactyliophorus (ringed pipefish), 7780 nucleotides long. RefSeq names its product dedicator of cytokinesis 8 (gene dock8). The record is from RefSeq and is a predicted model, not a curated record. Gene Ontology annotation, molecular function: guanyl-nucleotide exchange factor activity. Bases 133 to 6480 code for a protein of 2115 amino acids. Gene Ontology annotation, biological process: positive regulation of establishment of T cell polarity; positive regulation of T cell migration; small GTPase-mediated signal transduction. Lineage: Eukaryota; Metazoa; Chordata; Actinopteri; Syngnathiformes; Syngnathidae. The transcript has 47 exons. Gene Ontology annotation, cellular component: cell leading edge.